GGGAGGGGAAAAAAGAUGUUGAACUACAGCCUGAGGUCUCUCAAUGAGAACCACAUGCAGAAACUAGGCAGAGAAAAAGAGGGAGGAGAGGUGAACAGAGGAGGGGUGAAGGAAGGCUGUGACUAAAGCAUGUCACUCAGAGAGGACUGAGCAUUGUGUGGAUCUCACUUGAUAUUUUCACCAGGCAGUGGUGAGGACAGGACGUAGGAAAAGUGCUCACAGGAAGAGUGCUAUUUGUGUGGAGCUGGGAAAGACACACAGGAAUACAAAGAUUCCAAAGUGCAGAGAACGACUCUUUCAGCUCUACCAGUUCAGUAAAAAGAGCGACAGAAGAAAGAGAGAUGUCAAGUGCAAUCUUGAGACGAAACUCCAGCAAACAAGGCUUGCAGAACCUCCUCAGAGUGACGGCUCAACGCAGUAUUGAGGAUGCGGAAGAAAUCGAGAGGGAACGCCGCCGCCGGGCACGAGAGGCUCUCAGAAAGGAACACAGCAUCACCGGAUCAGCCGGAUCUCCUCAGGACAGCUCUGGACCCACUGAAGAGUGCCUCUUUGAGAGUGAACUGAAACCCAGCAGCUCUGGUACACUGGAAGAGGAUGAAGGUUUCAGUGACUGGACUCAGAGGUUGGAGAGGGGCAGACGGGUCAGGCAGGAGGAAAAUGACACUAGAGAGGAGGACUUGGAGGUGGAAAGAACCAUGAAUGGAGGAAGCAGAAGAGAGGAGAUCAGCUCCACCGUACUAAAUCAACAGCAUAUUGAACAAGGCAAAGUGGAAGAAAUGGUGGACUACAUCCCAGGGAGGAAGAGCAGUGAGAAGCGCAUGUUGUUCAGAGACAAGACAAGCAGCCUUAGGGCCAGAGAGACACCAGAAUGGAAGGAAGAUUUAAUCAGAGUUAAAAAUAGACAAGACGAGGAGUCAAGGCCACACAUAGAGGAUAAGAUAAGAGCUGACAUGGUGAAAGAAGUGAGAAAAGAAGUGAAGGUCUCAUAUACAUCUAAAGUCUUCCUGCAGCAAGAUAGAACACCCAUCACCAAUAGUGAGGAUCCUGUUGGAGAGGAAGUGACAUCGCAUCUACUCAAAACAAGAAAGACUACAAGGGUCAUAGGUCAGGGCUCAGAGUCAAGGGAACAGGCAGGGGCCAGUCUGGAGACAGAGCAGAAGUUGGAGAAGAUCCGACGGAGCCACCAGGAAAAGGAGAGCCAGGAGCUGGAGCAGCUUCGCCAGCGGCAGGCUGAGGCUGAGGUGGAGCUAGAGGAGCUCAAGAAGAGGAGAGAGGAACGCAGAAGAGUGCGUGAGGAAGAGGAGCGCAGGAAGGAAGAGGAGGAGCAGCAGCGUCUGGCAAAGGAGGAGGAGGAGAAGAGGCAGAUGAAGGAGGAUAUUGAGAGGAGAAGGAUGGAGGCAGCUGAAAGGAUGAAGAGCUUGAAUAUGUCCUCCCCAGAUGGGGAUGAGUCAUUUAACCCUCUUAGUCCAAAGAGUCCCACUUUCAAGAGAGAGCAUGAGGAGAGAUUGACAGCUGAAAGUACAUACUCGAUCAUGGACAGAACAGAGUCCUUGAAUCGGUCCUUAAAGAAAAGCAACAGCUUUAAGAAGACUCAGCCACCGCUACUCCUAUCUAAGAUCGAUGACAAACUGGAGCAGUACACUCAUGCUAUAGAGAGCUCGUCAAAAGAACCAAAGACACCCAAGUCAGCUGUCGUGGACAUGCCCAGUGUUCCUGAACCAGUGGUUGCCAAAAAGAACCUGUUUGAGGCAGGAGAGGCCUGGAACCAGGGCACAUCCAAAGGAACUCCAUCAAAGGACACCGAUGGACUGAAGGUGGGCGUGGCUGAUCUGAUCACUCAGUGGGUAAAAGGAAGCCCAGAGGCUGGGAACAGAUACAUACAGCCCAAACCCUGUGAUGUUAAAGCAGGAGAUGUGCUCCAGAAGAAGAACAUGUGGGAGAUCAUAGGGGAAGCAACUGGGCAGUCAGGUCAAGCAGGGAAGGGCACCUCUUCUGGCAAACGCUACAAGUUUGUUGUGACCGGCCAUGGCAAAUAUGAGAAGAUUUCCAUUGAUGAUGACCAUUACAGUGAUUACGCAAAUGGAAAAUCAAGGGACCUGUGCCACAAUGACUUGUAAAGGCCAUAUAAUGGUGAUUUGGAUGAUUUACAAGGAUGCAUUGUUUAUUACAGGUUUUACAUUCACAUGCAUAAACAACUAUCAGUUGUAUUAAGAUACAUGUCUAGCAGUAGAUUUUAUUAUAGAGUGGGACUUGUUGAUUUUCUUAUGUGUCACAUACACACACACACACACACACACACACACACACAUAUAUAUAUA
This is a messenger RNA of Ictalurus furcatus (blue catfish), 2318 nucleotides long. It is a transcript of the gene lsp1a, whose product is annotated as lymphocyte specific protein 1 a. The record is from RefSeq and is a predicted model, not a curated record. Gene Ontology annotation, molecular function: myosin binding; actin binding; calmodulin binding. The transcript has 14 exons. Lineage: Eukaryota; Metazoa; Chordata; Actinopteri; Siluriformes; Ictaluridae. The coding region runs from base 342 to 2117 and encodes 591 amino acids. Gene Ontology annotation, biological process: muscle contraction.